UGUGCAAAAUAUCACAAUUUUUAGUGCAUUUGGAACAACCAAUCCCAAUAUGAUUGCUACGUUUACUAACAACAGGCAUUAUCAUGGAAAUAUACUGAGGAAACAAUAACAAAAGUUCACCCAGUGAAAGCAUCUUUGAACCACUAUGGAAUAAAAACAUAAUACCUUUUAGAACAGUCGACGAGUUUAUUUUUUUUUGGUCCAUACAAAUAUAUACACAUUUUUCGGAGCUAUAUAUAAGGUGGAUCCCCACCACCAGAAGUCCUCGUUGGAGUGUAUGUAAAGGUAGUUGUCCUAGGAACAUCGGUUACACACAUCGGGACGUACUCUUCGUCUUUGUUAGAUAAAUCCAAUGGUGUUAAUUGCGGCAUUUCUAGCGCAGCGGAAGAUUUCAUUAAACUAUUAAAAUCCGGAAUCAAAGGUGGGUCCAACCUUUUUUCGUCUAUGGGUGUUGUAUAGUAAACAUUAGAUGGUAUUUUUUUUAGUUGCAACAAACUGUUGUCAUUACAUUCUUCUAUUAUUUUGGGUAUGUAUUCUUUACAAAUCAGUUCACCGUGCGUGAAACUAUCCAAAGAUUUAUCAACUGGUGCCAAAUUACCAUAUAUUGCCUGUAAUCUAUUAUGUAAAUGUACAAAACUUGCUUUUGGUAAUAUAGCAAACAGAUUAUGGUGAUUGUCACUCUUAUAAGCAGCGUACACAAAAGAUAAAAAUCUAGUAGAUUUAAAGAAGGAUGUUAACCAAGGUGAUGGUACGGGCGAACAGAGGUGUGCUAAAUUACCAGACGAUCUUCGUAUACCUCGAUGUGACACUAUGAUCGGUUCUAAAAUAUUGAUCACUGGAUGAUUUGCGAGUUUCAUCCAAACUUCUGGUUCGUACCAUUCGCUAUUAAAUUGUAAACCAUCGUCUAAAACUUUGGUAAUGUGAUUUAAUGCAGUAUCUCUAGCAAAAUUAGUAUCGUUUUGUAAAUGCACACAAUUCAUAGUAUCGUAAUAUAGACUCAUGAAAUCCACUAUUGCGGCGAACGACGUAGUUUCCAUAGCUGCUUGUGCAACACGACUCGCAUGAGUAUGUUUUUCGUUAAGAAUUUUUUAAAAAUUAUUUAAAGACCCCAUACCAUUUUCGGAUGCGUACAUUGCAUAUAAAAGAGUAUACAUUAUGAUUACUUGAGAUAAAACUUUCUUGGUGUAUAAUUCGUUAUUAUAUUUUUGUCAAUGGGUGGUCGUUGCGAAUACUUGUGCAGUGUUUUAAAACAUUUACCACAGAUAGUAAUCACACGACUCAUUUCGUCGGCACAUAAACCUUGACUCGUGGUUUUUAUUAAAUUGAAAGAGUCGUUACAACAAGACAUUUUUUAUAUGUUUCUGUAAAAUAAUUUUCCGUUUCUUCCCUCUAAAAACGCAGAAUGGAUCCUCAAGAAAGAUUUCCAACGCACCUCGUUGGAAGGGCAACUGUGGCACUCGAUCGUCAAAAUGCAAAUAGACUCCUGGAUGAAAUGGAAGUUAUACCUAAAGAUAAUGUUCAAGAACUCAUCGGCUCUACAAUGUCCUCCACCAUGCAAGACAAGUACAUCUAUCGUUUAGUCCUGGAUUUCGAUUGUACACCGAAGGAUUCUUUGACCAUGGACAAUGUAGUCGCCCGUGUAGGAAAAUUCGCUCAACAUCUUAUAUGCUGUUACAAGCCAUAUAUACUUCAUAACAUCGGAAAGAAGGUAUUUAAUGUGAAUGCUAUUUUGACAAGUCGCAUGAAAUAUUUUGAGAAUGAAAACGUCACUGUGGAACGUUGGCAUGUGCACUAUCUGAAUGUUGUAUUCGUUGACGAUAAAGCAUGUAACGGAGCUAACAUAUUAACACCUGUACGAAAAUUAGGACUCCUUGCGAUGAAAGUGGAUUGGCCGGAUUUGGAUGUAACUGCCGGUUCAUCGCAGUGGCUUGUUUACAAUAGUCGCAAAUUCGACUCUACAAGCGCCUACAAAUAUGUAACGAGCUUAAAAUUCGAAAUUGAUACAGAUACCGAGGAUUUUCGCCUCGACUUUUACGGUCCACAAAAUAUAUCGAGCAAAAGUUUGAGACAUAUACUUUCUCUCCAUAGAGAUGUGGAUGAUAUGGAUAUCGUAAUAGACUGGACGAGAAUACCGAGUAAUAAUUUGGAAUCGAUACUUGUUGCAAGACCUUCUACGUCCGUCCAACAGGAUUUAGAUCACGUUUCGAGCGAAGACGAAGGAUUAGAUGGUAAUGGGGAUAUUGAUAAUUUGGGACGAUGUAACGAGGGUUUUCAAUUGCUUUCAAGUAGUGCAGAAUGGGGCGAUAUAUUCGCAAACGAACAAGAACAACGUAUAAACAUUUCCUUCCCAGACGGUAGACCGACCUUUCAGGGCCGCCGUUUAAAUAACGCUCGUCCAAACUCUCCCGAAAUUUGUAUUAAAUUGGCAAAAGCAUAUAAGGGGAUUUCAUAUUGCGGUAUCGGUGAACCAAAAACAACAGCUAUUGCUAGAGAAUACGUCUUUAAGUGGGCUUUAUUAAAAUUAGUAUACUUCGCAAAUUACGCAUCUACCUACGAUAAAUGGUAUCGUUUACUCCUAAUCGUGGCAAGUAACAUGAAUUAUAACGUUGGUAGGCGAAUUUUUCGUGUAUUGUCGAAAACAGUUCAGAAGAAUAUGAAAGACGACCCAGGAUUUCAUUACGAUCGUGCCGUGGCUUGGUUGUGGAGGUACACUCCGGUGGAAUCGUUGACCACAGAGGAAGAGGAUGAUGAAAAUGAAGAAGACGCAGAUUUCGAAACCACUCGUAGCGAUCGCUUAAUACCUACUAUGCGAAGGGCUAAAACUCAAAGGGGUCGUAAGAGAAAGAACAUGUGCGGAGAAGAGUUGAAUGCUGUAAAACCACUUAAUCUACCGAGACGAUUGGUGCGUUUACAAUACGAACCUCUUUUUCAAAUGACUAACGAAGACAAAGAAACUUCGGAAUGGUUGCUAUCUGAACUGAUUAAAGGAAUGGGUGUUGUAAACAUGGUAUACAACGAAUAUAUUAAACGAUUAUUAAGUAUAAGCAACGUAUGUAUGCUCGUACAUAACAAAGCCUCGGACAGUUACGAUCUUUUCAAAUAUAACGCUGCAACUGGAACCAUGGUGUUAGAUGAUUUGAGCAAAUUAAUAUUAGAUUUAGAACUCGUUGCGAUAAAAACUUGUUUCGAAUACGAAUCGGCUGGUGAUAACAUUACACCUUUCGAUUUGUGUUAUAAUUUUUUGCGUAUGUCUACGAAGAAAUUGGAGCAUAAAGUCGAUUUUUCAAACUUAAAUACGUACCUGCAAUCUGGAGCUAAUAAUAGCAAUGUAAAUUUAACCACCAACAGGCAUCUCGUUUUACCAGACAAUGUAACGUAUGAUUUAUACGAUGCAAAAUACAUUCCGUGGGACGCAUCGCAAUUAUGUACAGUUAGAAGCGAUUGCAAAUUAGAUUUAGGAAAGGAUGAAUUGGUUGAACACGUAUAUACCGAGAUUCACCCCAUGCGAGGGGGUAUACAGUAUAGGUGUAAAGUAAUAUGUAAUUGGAUGGAUUCCGCGUGGAAGGCGUUCGAACAACGAAAUUUUGGCAAGGAAAUGUUAACCAUUUUACGUUCCGUCACUAUGAAAGUAUCGGACAAAAUGCUGGAAAACAGAGAUCCCGACAAAUUUAUGGAAGACUUUUUAGAUGAAUUGUACAGUGAUCCAAGCACUAGGUUUCAGGAAUAUUUUGAAAACAUAGAAUACGACGAUGAAAUAAUUACAUCUACUAACGAUAAUUGCCUGCCGUCUAAAUCUGAAAUCCAUAAAUUAAACGACGAAACCAGCGAGCGCAUAAAACGUUUCACGGAAUGUGACCAAUCUAAAUCUAAAUUUGGACUGUACAUUGCAACGGCAUCGUCUCUUCUCGCAAUGAGGAUAAUGUUACAAAGGCACCCCGAUAUGUACGCGCCCGUCAUGGACAAGGCAACCAUUUGUACAUCCGAAAACGACGACGGUGGUCCUGUCGUUUUCGUUAAAAACGAAAUAACGUGGGAUCAACUGGUGUGGACCAUGUUAAUCGAAAUAUUUGGCUCGUCCGAACAAGCACGACUCGUGUUGGAAUUUUUAGCUCUCGGUUUAUCCACGGAUAGCAAUGGACGUUUAGUAAUGUUCAUGCACGGGGAGGCGGUUAAUGGAAAAUCAAUGUUUAUAGGUAUUCUUAACUACAUUUUUGGAAAAAAGAGCAAUCUCGUACGUACUCUUCCUGCAAACUUUUUUACUUCGAAAUCGGAUAAUCGAAUGGAUGCUACUUUUCGUUCAAACGCGGAAGAAAUUCGAUUUGCAAUCGAGAACGAAAUUCCGAUAUUAGACAUGGACGAAGGCGGACGGCGCAAAUUUAAACAAUUUACCGGAGGUGAUCGAGUCUCUAGUAGACAACCUUACGAUCGAUGUAACAAUGAUUUUCGUAUUUCUGCAAAGUUUGUCACCUCUUCAAAUGACAUGCCAUAUAUUUCGAGUACCAUGUUAGCCGAACAGAGCAGACUCAUGAUCAUUCCAACCGUAUCUACAUUCAUUGCCGGCAAAGUAAUGCUUAGAAAACAAUUAUUGCAACAUUUGGCUGCCGAUAGAUAUUGUAGACGCUUGUAUGGAACGGCAUAUCCUUCCUUCAAGGGAUUAUACACCAUAGAAAUGAACAAAUAUGCAAACGUUAUGACAAAACAGACUUUGACUAAUUUAAAUGCACGCAACACUUUAUUUCCUAUGCAUUACAAUAAUAUUUUAAACCAAGGAUUUCCUUGUGACAUCAUUGAGGUACCGAAAGGAAUUCCUACACAGAGGUGGCUCCUUGGUAAUCCACUACUCAUGCACGAAGAGGUUCAGGAGAAAAUGGGGGCUGCAUUGUGUCGAAUCCUUUUAGAUCAUAUCGUACCGUCAAUGGGGGGUCUAAAGAAUACAGCAGUAACAGUUCAAAAAAUGGAGAAUUACGUACGAGAAAAUGUUAAUUUAUUUGGAAGUUAUAAAGAUGUCAUGCUGAUAUUGUUGAAGAGGUUGAUCGUAUAUAGGAAGGGUGAGUGUAUCGACGUGGAUUCUUUGCGUGCAAUCGUAGUUCAAGAGAUGUCUGUGAUGAAGUCUAAUAUACGAAGUUUAAUGUUUGGUAAAUACAAAGGGGCUGGAUCGGAGGCUUUUAGUAAAGUAGAUAAUGCUUGUAAAACUAUAAAUGGAUUUUGUAAUAUGUUGGUAAAGUGUAAUUUCAAUUUGACUAAGAGAGAUCACUGCAUAACGCUAAACGAUUUCCAGUUAGUCCAUCUCUUUAUAAAUGAAAGAAACAAAAUUGAAAUAUCUCCAAUUGAAGGAAUGUUAAAUAUCGACGAUCUCAAAACGUAUCUAACACCUGAAAAUAUAUUUACUGGACCUGACGAAUCGGACACCGUUGAUGCUAGGAAAACGUGUUUAAAACCACCCAUUGUAAUGUCCGAUUUUGUAUAUGGAUCAUUCGGGGACGAUGAAGAUGCACAUACAGGUAACGAAACUGAAUUGGACGUUGGUGGACCGCGUGUUGAAGGAACGAACUACUUCAGUACAUUGUCUAAAAAUUCAAUGUGGGGAAUAAUAGAUGCAAGGCAUGCCGAUUUCUAAAAAAAAACAGUUCCUUCAAUUUAAUUAUUAUUACGACGAGGGUUAAUCAGUCUGCUAUAAUGUAGCAAUACGGCAUUACUUGGGAACUGUCCGAGUUGAAAAUCAAUUAUUCUAAUAGCAUCCACCCCACAGAUUUCUUGCAAUUGUAUAAAUAUAUUGCGUAAGCUGUAACCACCAAUAUAUACGUUUAAAACCUCUUUAAAUGCGUCUAAAUAAAUAUGAAUCAUUUUCAAUGGCGAACGCAAAUACAUUUUUGUGCUACGUCCCCUAAUGCGAAUGAUUUCAUUAUAUCUUGUCGAAUGUAAACGGGUAUUCCUUUCCUUAUCACGCAGUUGUGCCAAUGCAUGUGACAAUAAAUUAAUAGGAAGAUACCCCAAACCGUAUUUGUCAUUUUUUAGUGCCAUGAGUAGUCUUUUGAAUAAUAUUGGAUUUCUAAAGAAUAACGAAUGCCAAAAAAGUAUUUUCUGAUUCUUAAUAUCAAUCCUAUUGUACUUUAAAUAGGCUGUAAAUUGAGAUUCGACGUACAUUUGUGCCACGCGUAAUGCCGUCAUUCGCUUUUUAAAAGAAACGUAUUCUUGAACAAACGGUGUGUGUACUGGAUAUUUUCCGUGUAUUACUACUUGUAAAGCCUUUAUAAAAGCAUCUUGAUUCGAAUAAUUGCUCUUCAAGAAAUAAGUCUCUGUCCGUGUCAAGUUCAUCAACAAUUGUAAAAGAAAGACGCUAUCACAAGCAUGAGAACCUAAAACAUCUGAAAUUGUCGUCACCCUGAGCUCUGGUGUUAUGUAAAUAUUAUAUACAUCUGAUACACUCGUUUUAUGUAACGAUAGUAAUAGUAAUGCUAUCUUGGCCCGUUCGUGAUUGUCUAUAAGUAAAGCGUUAUAAUUUGGCUCUAACAAAUCGUCGUCGAUGCGAGUAUGAAAAACUAUGGGAAGAGCAGUGCCAUAUCUAACUUCUAUAUCAUUCAUAUUUUGCAGCAAAUCUACAUUUAACAUAUCGACCAUGUCAAAUCCUUGAAAGAGCAUGUUUAUUCGUUGCACCGCUGCCGGUACCGGUACAGUAGAUUGGGAUAGUUUAUAUAAUUUAAAUAAAUUAUUCGUUCUAGUAAAAACGUCAUUUAGAAACGCACGAUCUGUAGUUAAAUUUUCCUUCACACUAUUGUGAGUCGCAUCUAUAAAUUCCCCAAUUAUUCCUUCACAUUCCGAUGUUCGCGUUUUAUCCAUUACAGUGAUUUUAUCUUUAAUACAGUUGAUGAAAUGUUUUUCAUGUAAAAAGUAGGAUGGUAAUAUCUCGAUGAGUGCUUGAAGAGCUUCAAUAGAUAAACACCUUUGCUUAAAGGACAAGUUUACCGGAAGAGGUUCCACACCUACAAAUGCCUUUUCGUGUUCAUCGUGUUUCGGUAUUACAGGUUCGACUUUGUUUACAAUUAAGGAUAAUCGUUUAUCGACGUUAACUUCGGAAGAUUGUACAAUGCUAGAACCAUGUAGGUUUAAAUAUGGCAUCAAAUUAUCUAUAUUAUGCAAGGUAGUCAACCAUUUUGAAAAGUGUGUUAUAGAUGCACCUGGGUCACUUUCGUUAGGUCGCUGUAAACUCGGUACGUUUUCGUAAAGUUUGUUUACAUAAGCCUUCUCUUCGUUAUGAUCCGGUAAUUCGGACAUGUGAAGUACAAUACGUUCACCAAUAGUUUUUGAAAAAACUGUACCGGAUAAAGUUAGUCUUCGAGGUGAUAUAUCUAUGUCAAAAAAUUCCGCAAGAUUACGUAUGUCCUGAACCUUUACAUCUGGAAAUUCUGCAAAAUCGGUACCAUUGAAUCGUACCUGUUUGGUUGCCAUGUUUUUUUAUUUUCACAACACCGCACAAGUGUUUUUGUUGUACAUGACAUUAAUUGUUUUCUACAAUCAAAUUAUCUAUGUGAAAGAUGUGCUAUAGCUACAUAUGGAUGAGUUUCGUUAAGUCGAUGUAAACUUGUUUACGUUUGUUUUGUAUUGCGUUACGUUCUACAACGUAUUUAUGCCAAAAGGUCUUCUAGCCUAGUAAGUUGACGUCUUAAUUGUACCAUACGUUUAUAUGUCUCGUUUGCAUCAUUACGUUGUUCAUAAGAGAUUAUUGCGUUACUUUUUUUACGAUCUAUAUACUUAGUCCAAUACUUCUUACGUUCGCGUUCCAAUUCUUUUUCACAUUUGAUUUUAUUACAAAAUAGUUUACUUAUUUCUUGUCUCUCAAUUACGUUCAUUGUGCGUUGUACCUUUGCUAAAAUGUUGUUCACAAGUUUGUAACAAGGUUUUUAUGCAAUUUCUCAAUAAUUACUUUUGUUGUAUAUACUCUUUAUUCAAUGCAGAGGCCAUCUUAAAAUUUUGUCAAAUUACCAAAAAAUGGGUUUAUGUAUAAUAUUAUGUUCUGCAACGUCUUUCUGCUAAAAUUUCUUCUAGCCUACUCAAUUGACGCCUUACUUGUAGCAUACGUUUAUAUGCUUCGUUUGCAGCAUUACGUUUCUCUUCGGAAAUUUCUUCGUGCCGUUUUUCAGACUCGUUUAUUUCUAUAUAAUUAUUUCGAUACUCCAUGCGUAAACGUUCUAGUUCUUCUUCACACUUGAUUUUAUCUAAUAUUAAUUGGUCACCAGCUGCGUUUUGUCGUUCAAGUUCACGCUCUGCUAUUCGUUGAUUUCUUUCAAUUUCAUUCUGUUGUCUUAUCUGAUUUAAUUUUUGUUCGCGUCUUCGUCUAGAAGGAUAUGAAAAUAAACGUUGCCAAAAACUACCUACGUUUUCGUCGUCAGAUGCUUCGUCUUGUGAAACGGACAAUCUAUUACUAAUAUUUAGCUCAUCACUACCGCUUUCCUCACCUGAUUGCUGUUCCGAAGGAGGUUGUGGUGAGAUUAUUUGAAUUGGUGGGACCUGUGACGUUUGUGUUGGAGCAGAUGAUGACGCUGUUGUUGUUGCUGCUGCUGGUGGUGGUGGUGGUGGUGGUCUCGUCGGUAAUGGGGGAGGGGUAUUUGUAAGCGUAUUUGCUAAUGGUGCCCUACCCCCCCUUCUAACAGGGUUUGGUGGAGUAAUUUGAACAUUUCGUUGUCCACCCCUACCAUUCAAACCUCCCCUAGGCCGACCACCUCCACGCCCACCCCCACCUGGAGGCGGAUGUGGAACUCCAACCAAACGUGGUUGGUAGUUGUUGUGCAACACUUGAGGCUGUUCUAUACCUCUUCUAAUAGCGUUUAUAAAUUGGGGGUUUACAUUGUUAGGUUCGUUUUCUAAUAAUUCUGUAAAUUCUCUGUACAAUUGGUUUAUGUUGCCAUUGCGAACAUGUUUUUGUAAUACUUGAAAUGGAUCUACUCUGGUUCGCAAAUGCAAAUACAUGAAAAUCCUCUGCAUGUUAAAAUUAUCUAAAUUUAAACCAAGAAUUGUAUGAAACAUUGAUAAAUAGUUCUUCACAACCACAUAUGGUUUGUAUAAAAAAGUGGUUACAAUGUUUCCUGUAAACAAGACAUGUCCAAAUUCAAAUUGUACUUUACGAUUUUCAAUUUCACGACGAUGUCUUAGUUCAAGUAAUGCAUCGGCUAAUAAAUAAAUUGGAAUGUGUUGUAAA
Molecule: messenger RNA, 9193 nt
Organism: Ixodes scapularis (black-legged tick)
Lineage: Eukaryota; Metazoa; Arthropoda; Arachnida; Ixodida; Ixodidae
Source: RefSeq, a predicted model, not a curated record